Molecule: messenger RNA, 1913 nt
Organism: Rosa chinensis
Lineage: Eukaryota; Viridiplantae; Streptophyta; Magnoliopsida; Rosales; Rosaceae
Product: transcription factor DIVARICATA
Exons: 2
Coding region: 638-1573 (311 amino acids)
Molecular function (GO): DNA binding
Source: RefSeq, a predicted model, not a curated record
ACUCAACAACUUUGACCUCUCGUUUUCACUCUCUUCCCUCUACUUGUUCCUGUUCCAUAGAUCCCUGUCCCUCAACUCAAUCACUACAAAGAGAAAGAGCUACCUCUGCUAUUCACUGCUUUCACGCUCUUCCUUCACCCCCUAAUCAAACAAAUCCCGCUUCUUCAGCUUUGCAACGCCACUUUUCUUUAGCUAGUUUCCUGUAUUGGGUCUGGUUUUGUUUUCUUGGGUUUGCAUAAACUUUCAGUUUUCUGUUAAAAAACAUCUUAUUACUUCCCCUGAAACUUGAUCUGUUUUUUUUUUUUUUUUGUGAUCUUUGUGCCUUUGAAUCUGAUAUGGGGUUUUAGGGUUUGUCCUUGAUAAUCCAAGAUCUAAUCUUUUCAAAUUGCUUAUCGAACUUCCCCCUUGUUUUGGAAAGUUUGCCCCUUUUUUAGAUUCUCAACUUAUGCUUGUUUCAAAAGCACACUGAGAUUCCCUUUCAAAUGCUACUCUUUCUUGAUUAAGAAACUUCCACUUCUCUGCAUUUCCUAUCUGGGUUUUCUCUCUCUUUGAGCUAUAUAUCAAAGAGAGAGAACAAAGUUACUCCAUUACUUUCCUUUCCUAUGCGUUUCAACCGAACACUUCUAUAAGAACCAACAUGUAUAGGGGAAUUGAAGUUCUAUCUCCAGCCUCCUAUCUCCAAACCUCAAAUUGGUUGUUUCAAGAAAGCAAAGGUGCCGAGUGGACCGCAGAAGAGAACAAGCGAUUCGAAAAUGCUCUUGCUCUGUAUGAUAAGGACACCCCCGAUCGAUGGCACAAGGUGGCUUCUUGGAUCCCUGGAAAGACCGUAGGCGAUGUGAUCAAGCAGUACAAGGAGUUGGAAGAAGAUGUCAGUGAUAUUGAGGCUGGUCUUAUCCCAAUUCCUGGGUAUUCUAGUAAUAAUUCUUUCACAUUGGAGUGGGCUGACGAUCAAGGCUUCGAUGGAUUGAAGCAAUAUUAUAGUACUGUUGGUGGCAAGAGAGGCUCGUCGACUCGGCCGUCUGAGCAAGAAAGAAAGAAAGGUGUACCAUGGACUGAAGAAGAGCACAGGCAAUUUCUGAUGGGACUUAAAAAGUAUGGUAAAGGUGACUGGAGAAAUAUCUCUAGAAAUUUUGUGACCUCUCGGACACCUACUCAAGUAGCCAGUCAUGCUCAAAAGUAUUAUAUCAGGCAACUUACAGGAGGCAAAGACAAGAGAAGGUCUAGCAUCCAUGACAUCACAACCGUUAACCUGUCAGAUACCAAAUCUGGAUCACAAGAGAGUAAUCAGAGUAAUACUAAAAGUCCUCCGUCUCAAGAUCAUGAUUCUGCAGUUGCGGUUCAGUCACAGCAACAUGCAAAGGUGAGUAAUAAGCAGCAAUUUGACUGGAAAGUGUCGAAGGAGGGACCGCAAAUGGUCUUCAAUUCAAUGAAUGGGAAUGCAAUCAUUGGACCUUUCUUUGGGAUUUCUUCACAUGUUCCUAAGAUUGAGGAGCAAGAUUUCUUCAUUGGCAGUACUUUUCAUGGAUCUCAGUUUGAUCAUCACAAUGUGCGUUUUGAGAUGCAAUAUCAGUGAAGCUAUAUCGCCUAUAUAUCCAUAGAUUGGAGGUUGGAGUGCUAGAGGUAUCACAUUGCCAGGCUUAAUUGAGUGAGAUCUCGGAUUGUUUGAUGACUUUGAUCUAUCUACGCAGCUACCUUGUGCAUGGCUUAAUGCAAUCAAGUUGAUCUUAUGGACUUUGAUUGAGCAAGUCCCUAGUUUUUAGACUCUACAGAGAGAGCGCACUUAAUUAGUUCAUCUUGUGAUUUGAGAUAAUUCAAAUUCUGAAGUAUUAUCUAAAAUAGGGAGGUUGUUUAUAUAAAACUUGAGCUUUUAUCACUUGUGAUGUUCUGGUUGUAUGCUUAAUAUGUGUUUCAGA